This is a messenger RNA of Exaiptasia diaphana, 1320 nucleotides long. RefSeq names its product LIM and SH3 domain protein 1. The transcript has 6 exons. Gene Ontology annotation, cellular component: focal adhesion. The coding region runs from base 163 to 861 and encodes 232 amino acids. NCBI's taxonomy places the organism in Eukaryota, Metazoa, Cnidaria, Anthozoa, Actiniaria, Aiptasiidae. Gene Ontology annotation, molecular function: actin filament binding. The record is from RefSeq and is a predicted model, not a curated record.
CUCUCCCCUUCGAUCAUAUCAUACUAUACAAGGCUAUCUGACAGUGCUUUGCUGUUCGGCUCUGGGCCUUUUGUAGGGCUUUAUUCCUUCUGUCAUCUAUAUUUCGCCCUACUGACAUCGCCAGAAGUUCCUAGUGUUAUUUUAGUGAAGAAUACCUUCAAAAUGAAUCCUCAAUGUGCAAGAUGUAAGAAGACCGUCUAUCCCAUGGAAAAAUUGAAUUGUCUCGACCAGUUCUGGCACAAGUCUUGUUUUAAAUGUGAAGUUUGUGGGAUGACUCUGAAUAUGAAGAAUUACAAGGGUUAUAACAAGAAGCCCUACUGUCAAGCGCAUUAUCCAACAACUAAACACACAGUAGUCUCAGAUACUCCUGAAAAUCUACGCCUUGCCAAGCAAUCAAAGCAACAAAGUCUGGUUGAAUAUCAUAAAGAUUUUGAAAAAGAAAAAGGUCAUUUUACAGCUGUAGUGGAUGAUCCAGAGACUUUGAGGUUGAAGAAAAACACAGAAAAUAUCAGUAGUAUCAAGUAUACUGGGGCAUCAGCUGAGAUGAGAUGUGGAACAUCUGAAAGGGGUGCAAUAGAAGCAGGAGUUGAAGGAGUUAACCCACAUCAGCCUGGUUUCGAUAAAUACCAGCAGCCACCAAUGCAGUCAUAUUCAGCUCCUCCGGAACAACGUCCACCACCAAAUAAGCCAAGAUAUAGAGCAAUAUAUGAUUACACUGCAGCUGAUGAGGAUGAGGUUAGCUUUGUUGAAGGAGACAUUGUCAUUGAACCCAACAUCAUAGAUGAGGGCUGGAUGGAAGGCAGAAUUGAAAGAACAGGCCAGUUUGGUAUGAUACCCGCAAACUAUGUGGAACAAGUAUAACUAUUCUAUUUUGAACAAUGAACAURUGUAGUGCACCUUCUCUCAAGACAAAGCAUCUUAAAGGUUGCUUUGAUGCUGAAAUCAGGCUUUAGGAACUACAUAUUUUGUAAAUGAUGCCAUUAGUAAUUACUAAUUUAAAUUCUAGCUCUCAAAGUAUUAUUUUUUGAAUUGGUAAAACUAUAUAUUAUUUUUCUUGCUGAAAAAUAUGCAAUUCUUAGACAAUGUCAAAAAAGUUUUUUGAUUUACUCUGCAUUUUUACAUUUUUGACACCAUGACCAAGUCUGACUCACUAAAGUAUAGUGAAUUGUCUUGUUUUUUGUUGUUGUUGUUGUUCUGUCAAAAUGUCACAAUUGGAGUAUCAAAAUCAUGCCUGUAGUCCUACCAAUUUGUAAUCUACUAGCAUAAUAAUUAUUUUGUCCAUGAUAAGGUUUUGUGUGAAUAAACUAUGAUAUAUAUAUA